Pestalotiopsis fici W106-1 is the source of this 1011-nucleotide messenger RNA. RefSeq names its product 2,3-dihydroxybenzoate decarboxylase. Gene Ontology annotation, cellular component: cytoplasm; cytosol. Gene Ontology annotation, biological process: secondary metabolic process. The record is from RefSeq and is a predicted model, not a curated record. The transcript has 2 exons. Gene Ontology annotation, molecular function: carboxy-lyase activity; hydrolase activity. Lineage: Eukaryota; Fungi; Ascomycota; Sordariomycetes; Amphisphaeriales; Sporocadaceae. Bases 1 to 1011 code for a protein of 336 amino acids.
AUGCUCGGAAAGAUUGCUUUGGAAGAGGCUUUCGCCCUGCCUCGCUUCCAGGAGAAGACGAGGUGGUGGGCUUCGCUGUUCGCUACCGACCCGGCCAAGCACGCCGCAGAGAUCACAGAUAUUGCUGAGACGCGUAUCAAGUACAUGGACCAGCACGGUGUCGGCUACACCAUUCUUUCCUACACAGCCCCUGGUGUUCAAGACAUCUGGGACCCCAAGGACGCCCAGGCUCUGGCCGUCGAGGUCAAUGACUACCUUGCCGGUGCCAUCAAGAGCCACCCCGACAGAUUCGGCGGUUUCGCCACCCUUUCCAUGCACGACCCCAACGAGGCUGCCGCCGAGUUGAAGCGUUGCGUCACUCAGUUGGGCUUCAAGGGCGCCCUGGUGAACGACACCCAGCGCGCCGGCGUUGACGGUGAUGACAUGGUCUUUUACGACGGCCCCGAGUGGGACGUCUUCUGGUCGACGGUCGAGGAGCUCGACGUGCCCUUUUACCUGCACCCGCGGAACCCCACGGGCACCAUUCACGAGAAGCUGUGGGCCAAGCGCAGCUGGCUGAUCGGCCCGCCGCUCAGCUUUGCCCAGGGCGUCAGUCUGCACAUUCUCGGCAUGGUCACCAACGGCGUCUUUGACCGCCACCCCAAGCUCAAGAUCAUCAUUGGCCACCUGGGCGAGCACCUGCCCUUUGACCUGUGGCGCAUCAACCACUGGUUCGAGGACGUCAAGAAGCCCCUCGGCCUGUCCUGCAAGCGCACCAUUCGCGAGUACUUUGCCAACAACAUCUGGAUCACCACCAGUGGUCACUUUUCCACUGCCACUCUGCAGUACUGCUUGACCGAGGUCGGUGCUGACCGUAUUCUGUUCUCUAUUGAUUACCCCUUUGAGAGCUUUGGUGAUGCUUGCAACUGGUGGGACAACCUCAAGCUCAACGAGACGGAUUACAAGAAGAUUGGCAGGGAUAACGCCAAGAAGCUGCUCAAGCUCGACAGCUUCAAGGACUCUGAGGCGUAA